CGUUGCAGAAGUUAUUUUUACUCAGUUAUUUCAUUUAUUUUAGAGAAUACCUACCUCAAAGCUUACUGAUAACAGUGAUAACAAAGUUGUUUCAUCUCAAGUAAUCAUGCGUGUAUGUCGAUUUUAUUUUCCUUAUUUCAUUUUUCUGCUCGCCAAUUCUGUGCAGGUGUUCUAGAUCACAUUGAUCUAUUGGACUAUUUUUCGGUGGAUUUUUUAAUCUCAAUAGUCGAACGGAAACUAAUCGAAUCGCGUUGAUGGAAUGUUUACCAUGAGACUCCGGUCAAUUAGUAAUUUUUGGUGGAUUUUCAUGAAACUCAGCCUGGCUAUUGGAUGGAUCAGCUGUGUUUCGAGCUCGAAUCUGCAAUAUGUCGCAGGUAAAGAAAUGAUCUCACCUCCGUGCAUGCUUCCAGAUCCAAAGGCAGAAGCAGAUAUAGUUUUAAAGACCGGAACACCUCUGGAGAUCUUUUGUACAUUAGAAUUGAAGGACACCCAUUCCUGGAAUCGUACCUCUAAAGACGUAAGGUUUAUAGAAGGUGAUCGUAUGAUUGACAACGAACACGUGACAUUAGUAAAUUCGACAACAGCCAGAUUGUACGUAGAAAAGUUACCUAUUACUGUCAAAAAGAAGAUUUUCUACUGCAUGCUCAGCUGGAGCGGCAGCAGUGGUGGUAAUCUAACAUCUAACGCAACCGACACCAGCUCAGAAACGUCAUUGAUCAAUGAGCAUGAAACUCGAAUGGAACAGCUAAUCUGUUCAAAUUCUGUACUGAUCGGUAGUAAACCAAAAAAAGUAGUAAAUUUUAAAUGUCUUGGCUACAAUUGGGAAGCGUUGGAUUGCUGGUGGCACGAGCCUAGUAGCGGAAUUAAAACAGAUUAUUCGAUACAUUAUUCCAUUCCCAACGAAGCGAGUAAAAGUCAAGAGUAUUAUGGUUGUCCAGCUGAUCAGACUGAACCUGGUCACUGUCGGUGGACUAAGAACACAUCUCCUCCUUAUAGAGAAAAUUUCGAAUUCGUGGAUUUUUACAUUAAUGGCAAUAAUAAAUUUGGAAAAAUUACCCAAAUGUCCAGAUGGCAUCAUUACGAUCACGUUGUUCUUGCGCAACCCAGUAAUUUGACAUCUUUGAAUGCAACACCUCACAGUGUUUAUCUGCAAUGGCACAUUGGUUCUUGGAAUGUGUCCAGUAUAGAUUUACUUUAUCGAGUCAAAUAUAAACAGCCUUCUUCGAAGCAUUGGAAUGUAAUCAACUUUCACUCAAAAGACGUAGAGAAAGAAAAUGGUCACGUACGAGUCAACGUAACCGGCAUAAAGUACCCCAAUAUGGAGUAUGAGUUCUUUGUAUACGUGAAAUUAUCCUUAUCCAAAAUAAAUCCUUGGUCUAAAGCAGCUUCUGUGUUGGUGAAAACUAGCCCAUGCGCACCCUACCGGUCACCUGAAACUGACACGGGUGGAUUUGAAAUUUAUGGUGAACGUUCAAAUUUCAGAAACAUGGUGAUUUAUUGGAAGCAAAUUCCCGCAGAAGAAUACAAUGGUGAUAAUUUCGAGUACCAGAUAACUGUGUUUGAAAACGAUAUCAAACUCGAUAUUAAGCCUACUUCGAUGAAUAAUUUUUCGGCCAAAUUUUCUAACCUCACGUUCAACGCGUAUACAUUUUAUAUCAAAUCAGUAAACGAGAUUGGCUCAGCUCCUCGAUCUUCCAUCGUGCAUGUACCCUCAAAACAUGACAUCUUGCGUAUGCCCAUCAGGCAUAAUUUAAAACGUUUUGGAGACAAUGUUUACGAAAUUACAGUUUUAUCAAAUUUACUAGACGAUGAAUUCGGUUAUCAUCGAGUCAAAGUCACUAAUUUUACAUUAUUCUGGUGCAAGAGUCAUCAUGGUGAUCCAUAUCCCUGCACUAACUUCUUCAACUGGACCCAUCUACCAGUGGAUAUAAUCUUGCAUAACUAUGCUUUCAAGUAUAACUUGACCAACGAGCAGGACAUUGGUUAUCAAUUCGCUGUCAGUACGAAUUCACUCAACUCUAGCAGUGGCAUGAAAUGGAUUCUAUGCACUGGUGUUUACAACCAGGUAAAUAAAAUUCCAAAUGUUUGGAUUGAGAAGGUUGGCUCGGAUUUCGUUGACAUAGGAUGGCAGUUAGAAUGCGCUAAUCGUGUAAAAGGUUUCCGAGGCUACAACAUAUCAUAUUACCCGAUCAAUGAGAAUCACCAGCAAGACAAUGUCAAAUCUGCAGGACGAUAUUUGGAACAUUAUGCGAGUGCGAUCAACAUGAAUUCUGAAAUUUUUGAUUUACUGCCAAAUACCACUUACAAAAUUUCGGUGGCUAUUUUCACAGAUGAAUUAUUGGGGCCUCCGAGCGAAUGGGUGUACGCACGUACGCAGAACCGGCCAUAGGGCACAUGGUGGCUUGGAAGAAAUGGGGUAGGCGAUUAAUUCAACAUUAUUAACUGUGUCCAUAAUCUUUAAUCACAUCUAAACUGAUUGCUUUUUGAUAUUCAACUUUUUCCCCUGAAAAUGAACUAGGUAACUACAUGUAGUAGGUAUACCUAAAUAACGCAUUUCCAACAUUCUCUUCUUUCCUGUCGAUGAAAUAAAACACCACAAAACAAAACACAUUUUAUUAUUGACUGUACAGUACGCACUCCUGUCCUGUGAGAAGACAGUGAGUACUUAGUAGGUACAAAACUUAUCUGCAAUGGACAUACUAUGUAGGUACCAAUCUACCACACAAAUUAUACACAUAGGUACCUAUACCUAACUUACAAUACAUACAUAACAUACUUAUUCAAAUAUAUAAAUUAUUACGUACUAAUAAAAUAUAAUUAGUUAACGCUA
Messenger RNA from Planococcus citri (citrus mealybug), 2830 nucleotides. Its product is annotated as cytokine receptor-like. Gene Ontology annotation, molecular function: cytokine receptor activity; cytokine binding. Gene Ontology annotation, cellular component: external side of plasma membrane; signaling receptor complex. Lineage: Eukaryota; Metazoa; Arthropoda; Insecta; Hemiptera; Pseudococcidae. The record is from RefSeq and is a predicted model, not a curated record. Gene Ontology annotation, biological process: cytokine-mediated signaling pathway. The transcript has 2 exons. Bases 260 to 2389 code for a protein of 709 amino acids.